Molecule: messenger RNA, 2157 nt
Organism: Juglans microcarpa x Juglans regia
Lineage: Eukaryota; Viridiplantae; Streptophyta; Magnoliopsida; Fagales; Juglandaceae
Exons: 6
Coding region: 275-1912 (545 amino acids)
Molecular function (GO): phosphatidylinositol binding; metal ion binding
Source: RefSeq, a predicted model, not a curated record
CCACUCGAAGAUGUGAUCGGUCGUGAGUUAGAUUCAGAGGUCAGCAGAUUAUUAGCUCAUAAUCUUGCGGAAUGGACCGUUGUGUAUUUGCGGAUGCAGAGAUAUUGACAAGAGGUAGAAUGCCAGCUGCUUGGGCAAUUCGACAGCGGGUUUGCGAGGUCUGGUAUCAACAAGUGUGGUGUUGAUACUUCAUCCUAAGAAGAUUAACAAAACGGAUCAGAAUAGCUUGCGCCUGUACUCUCUCUCUCUCUCUCUGGGGAAGCGAUCGUCGUCAAUGGAGGGUUACGUCCAAUACCCUAAAAUCGAACUCGAAGAUUGCCAUCCCAAAGUUUUUUCUCGGCUGGUUUCCAAGGAAGUCGAGGAAUGCAGAGAAAAGAGCAAUUUGAUACGAACGGGUGCUUUUGAACAAGAAGAAAGAACACGGCUGGGAAAUUGUGGAAGCGAAGCGCCUAAAGGGGCCGGUGGCCAAAAUGAUGUGCAAGAUGUUUCAGGUGCUGUCCAUAAGAAACAGGGUAAGUUUUUUUAUUAUGACGCACCGCUUUCUGAAGAAACUGGGACUUGGAUACCUGUCUCUGCUCCACGCAUUUCUGACAGUGAGCAUGAAGAAUGGAAUGGAGAUUCAUGCAUUAAUGGGGAAUAUAUCCCUGACGAGGAACUGGGAUGGAAUCGGUUUGAUGGAGUAGAUAAGGAGCUAACCAUGUGGGAUGUGGUUACUGAGAUGUUAGUUGUGGCUCGAGGGAGAUUUUUUGCCAUUGCUUCAGGUGGUGUCCAUGGAUGUAAGACUUCUCGGCCGUCAGAGCAUAUGCUUGAGCAAGCUUGGAAAGAGAUGGCUCAAACUCUAACAGAGGCUAAUUUUGGUAACAUGAGGGAAAUUCUUGAAGCAGAGCCUCCACAGUGGCUGGCUGACAGCGCUGCCUCUUCUUGCAUGCUAUGUAAUGUGCGGUUUCAUCCUAUCAUGCGCUCCAGGCACCACUGUCGUUUUUGUGGAGGGAUAUUCUGUAGCUCGUGCUCUAAAGGAAGGUGCUUGUUGCCCACAAAAUUCCGUACUGGGAAUCCCGAACGAGUGUGCGAUGUAUGCUUUGUGCGGCUUGAGUCUGUCCAAUCAUACUUGAUUGACCGAAUAAGUCGAGCUGCUCAGUUGCCAACCCAUGAUCUGACAGACCUCAGUACUUUGAGAUCAUGGCUAAAUUUUCCAUGGGGCCAAUCUAUGGAAUAUGAGAUUUAUAAGGCCACAAACACCAUUGAGGGUUAUAACAAGGUUGGCACUCUGACGCCUGAAAAGUCCAUACCGGAUGCUAUUUGGAAGCAAGCAAGAGGCCUAGCAAUCCUUACUGUUGCGAAGGUUGGUGUAGUGGUGACCUACAACAUUGGAACUGGGCUAGUUAUUGCUCGUAGGGAAGAUGGAUCUUGGUCUCCACCAUCUGCCAUUUCUUCCUGGGGUGUCGGUUGGGGAGCUCAGGUAGAAAUGCUCUAUCCAUCAAGUUUGACUGCUGAGCUCCUAGUAUUUUUUGGGAUCUGCUUGAUAAACAAUGCUGGAGGAGAAGUGACGGAUUUCAUCAUUGUAUUGAGAAAUAAAAGUGCUGUCCAAACAUUUAGUGGGAAUGUGCAUUUCUCAGUUGGAGCAGGUCUGAGUGCAGCUGCAGGCAGCAUUGGACGGGCUGCUGAAGCUGAUGUACGUGCUGGUGACGGUGGAUAUGCUGCUUGCUAUACAUAUAGCUGUAGUAAAGGUGCAUUUAUUGGGUGCUCACUUGAAGGUAGUAUAGUCACGACCCGAUCGCAAGAAAACUCUAGAUUUUAUGGUAACCCAUCCAUCAGUGCAGAAGAUAUACUUCUUGGGUCAUUGCCUACACCUCCUGCUGCUGCUGUUCUUUAUCAAGCACUUUCCAAUCUAUUUGAGAAGUUCGAAAGGUAAUCCUCUACUUUUGGGUUCACUAUUUCCUCCUAACUAGGGAGGCUCAGACCAUGUAUCAUCCUCCCAUUUUCAUAAAUUAUUAUUUGAUGCACAUGAAGCUAUUGGUUCCCAAUUGUUGUACAGCUAAAAGAAAUGUGGAAAGUGUGAUUAAACCACCAAAUCGGGUACAAUGUGUUGAACACGCAGGAAAGCACUGCCUGUACAUAAGUUCUAAGGUCUUUAUGGAACACAGUCAAUUAUGUCAA